Molecule: messenger RNA, 1029 nt
Organism: Emiliania huxleyi CCMP1516
Lineage: Eukaryota; Haptophyta; Isochrysidales; Noelaerhabdaceae
Exons: 1
Coding region: 1-1029 (342 amino acids)
Molecular function (GO): protein binding
Source: RefSeq, a predicted model, not a curated record
AUGCGCGACUCGCUUGGAGUUGACGUGACGCAGCUGCUCGACGAGCACGUUGCGCUUGAGCGGCAGUAUGUGGCCGUGACGGCGACGCCAGAGGGUUGCUUGGGCGGCACCCUUCCGGAUCUCGAGACGGCGGACGAUGAGCUGAGGCAUUCCACCCGCGUGGUGUGUCGCUUGCUGCGCGAGGCGCCCGGAAUCGUGACGCAGCUACAGGCGGCCCGCGCCACGGAGGCAGGGGGCGGCGAGGCUAUCGUGAGCGAGACGAUGUCGCGCUUCCUCUCGGCCCUGCACGCGCUGCAGGAGCAGGCGGGUGCGCGGCUCUCCACGACGGUGGAGGAGGAUAAGGAGGGGAGGGAGACGUUCGAGGAGGUGAAGGCGCGCGACGAGAAGGCAGGUCAGCAGGUUAAGCAGCUACAGAAGGAGUUGCGCGCCGAGCGGGCCAGCCGCGAGGCUGACGUCUCCUCGCGGGACGCGGUGUUGCGCAAGCUGCGCGCCACGCUCGACACCAUCACCAACACAGCGGCGGACGAGGUGAAGGCGAUCGAGGCGGAGGGCAAGGCGCAGGAGCAGGCGGACCACGCCACGGGCGCGGAGCGCGAGGCAGCUCUGCGAGCGGAGCUCGCUGGGCUCAAGGGGGAGCUGGGGUCGAGGCGGAAGGAGCACCGUGAGUCGGAGGAGGCGCUGCGCAAGAAGAAGGCGAGGUGCGAGGGCGAGGUGGAGCAGUGGAUCGCAAAGUACGACGCUGAGGUGGGCGAGCGGUACGAGGAGCUCAAGGCGCUCAAGGCGAUCUAUGCCGAGGAGACGGCGCAGCUCGCCGAACUCGAGGCACAUUUUGCGCGACUCGCGGCUGAGAGGGAGGCGGAGCUGGAGGCGGAGAGGAGGGUGGCGGAGGAGCUCGCGCGGCAGCAGGCGCAGGAGCGGGCGCUGCACGAUGGAGCGGCGAGGAUUCAGGCAGUCUUCCGAGGCAAGACGGAGAGGCGCCUGCUUGAGAAGCGAAAGGCGGGUAAGGGUGGGAAGGGCAAGAAAAAGUAA